AUGUCACUCUUUGCUGACUGGGGUUUCUCAUCAGUGUUUCCUUCAGUUUCCAUUUGCAUCUGCGCCACAGCCACGUGCAGCCAGUUUGCGCAGGUCGGCCCCAUUGGCAACGCCUGGGUGGCUGGUGAGACGUCUAGCUCCCUGGAUGGGCACAGCAACGCUGGAAAAACCGACAUCUUUCUGAUGAAGUUUCGAGCGCCCCGGUUGAGGUUGAGAGGCAGUCGGAGCACCGAGUUUGGCCUUCGGGUCAACUUCUUCAGCCGAGUGCAGCCAGGUAACAUGUCCAGCUGGCUACACGCAAAAUCCCUUGCAGAAGAGUGGUGGCAACAGCAUGUGCUGCGUGCUGUCCAGUACCCCAACUUCCAGCUGGACAACGCCAACGACGGCAUCCACUGGCAUCACCACCGCAAUGUCAUCGUCGAAGCCGUCAACCAGCAUCACCCGAACAAAAUCAUCGACGACUGCAUCGACCAGGACGUCAUCAAGGACAGUAUCAACCAGCACCAGCACACGAUCAGCAACGAGAGCAUCGACCAGGACAACAUCAAGGAUAGUAUCAACGUCAUCGACGAAGACAUCAACCAGUAUCAGCAGAGCAAGAUCCACAACGAAAUCGUCAACCAGCACAGCAUCAGUGACGACAGCAUCAGCCAGCGCAAGCGCGGAAGAAGCUCUACCGGCUCCACCGGGAUUGCCAGUGAACAGCAAAUAUCAACCACGACUGCCUCGGUCGAUGUCGAGAACUGGAAGAAGCCAGGGAUAUCAAAUGCCCAAUCGAUCGAUUUGGGUGCGAACACCACCAGCACAUCAAACCAACAUGAUUCGACUCUAUCAAGUGAAGAUGAUCCGACUGGAUUGCUGGUGGCUGCAGUGGUGGCUGCGGUGGUGCUGCCGUUGCUGACGGCGUGCCUUUGUGCCGCCCUGGGCAUCUACUGUUACCGCGCGAAGCUCCGCCAGCUUCGAGGUGCCGAAGCAGAGCCUCAAGUCCCAAAUCCGCUGGCGAUACUGCCGCCCCUUGCGUGGUCUGUGAAACCUCUCAUUUUCUCAUGGAAUUCCAGGAUGACUGCGGAAUGGCCACGAGGAAAAGUUCAGAAGCUUUCGGUGAGCGAGGCGGCUUUUGAAUUGAGCGGUCGCCAGCUUCAAUUUCGACCAGGGCAAGUUCGACAUUUUACCUGGGAAGAUGGAACUGUCCAGACGGUGCAGAGUAUUCAAAAGAACGUGGUGUGGUGGAGCACGCAGCAUCCCCAUCCUGCUUGGCAACGCUUCAGGUGGGUUUGCACUCCAAAAUGCCAAGUCGAAAAUCACCACGACAUGGAGCUCACGGACUCGGAGGGUGAUGGCUACAGAUGCACAUCGUGCUCGCGCCUCCGAGCUGCUGGAAAGCACUGGUACUGCCCGCAGCAUCAGGUGCACGUGUGCCCAGUUUGCGCAGAGCUGCCACCUGAGAUGGUGACGUUGGGGUUGGCAGCCACGUAUUUGGUGGACGUCUUUCCACCUUUGGCCCGCAGAGUGACCAGCGCUGAGAAUCCAAAUUUCUACGAAAUUUGCCCAAAGUUGGCGCACGGGACGGCCGGUAUGGGUUACAACAGGACAUGUCCCAGAGAUGGAAGGCCCCAUUGCAGCAUUGUGGACGCGUUGGAAGAUGCGUACAGUGGAAAGGUCUCGCACUUCGUUUCAUGGUGCUGGGCAUAUUCCUUGAACAAUGUCGUCAGUGCCAUUGAGCGAUGGGUACAAAAGUCCAAUGAAGAUGCACGGAACGUCUUCCUGUGGAUGCAGCCGACCUACGUGAGCGGCUACCUGAACGACCUCCGCGCGGAAAAGAACGCUGCAGCUGCGCCUGCUACAGGCGCCACGCAGCCUGGUGAUGUUCAAGCUGAUGAAGCUAUGAAAGCUGCUUCGGCUGCUGCAGGUGACAAACGCGUGUGCAUCACGCAGGAGAUACCAAUGAACAUCAUACUCCCCGGCGCGGCUGAGACCUUUUUCAAGGAAACUAUGUCAGCGGGCAGGAUCAAUGUGCUGACUGACGCAGUGGACACUCUCAAUGUUCGGCAUGCCAGGGCGGGAUCCGAAAAGGACGAGGACUUGAUCAAAAGAAUCAUCCUCACCACCACGGGUUACGAUGCAGUGAAUCAUGCUGUGAAAUCGCGGCUGAUAGACCAGUUGACAGUUUUGUUCCGUGGCUGCAAACUUGGGGUGAAGAGGGGAGCGUUCAGAUGA
This is a messenger RNA of Cladocopium goreaui, 2217 nucleotides long. NCBI's taxonomy places the organism in Eukaryota, Dinophyceae, Suessiales, Symbiodiniaceae. The record is from the annotation of a GenBank genome assembly.